AUGGAACUCAAUCUCACGGUUCUGCAAUUCCUUCUCCUUCUUCUACCGUUGUUUCUUCUUCCUGGAAUCGCUUCCAAUGCGAAUCUUAAUGAAACUUGUGGUUACUUCAAUGGUUCACUCAAUAGAGACACUAAAGCACUAUGCCCAAAUGGUUGGGUUAUGGACCCUAAUAAGACCAAAUGCUUUCUCCAUGUUGGGAGGCCUCAAUCUUGGAAUGACUCGGAGACAUGUUGUAAUAAAUACGGUGGACAUUUAGCAUCAUUGUCAUCAGUUCAGGAGCAACAUUUUGCUCAAAGUCUAUGUGGCGAAUCCAUAAAUAGUUGUUGGAUUGGAGGAAGAUUACUCAACAGCACUAUAUCGGGUUUUCAGUGGACUUGGUCAGAUAAUUCUCAAUGGAACAAGUCCAUAUUUCCUUUGGCUAAUGUUCCACUUAAUUGUACUGGAACCGGAAGAUCAUGCCUUAGGAACAGUACAGCUAAUUUAUGUGCCGUAAUGACUAAUAAUUCAAAAUCCCUCAUGAGUGAGAGAUGCGAUAAUCCUCAUGCUUCUCUAUGUAUACUGGACUUAGAUAGGAGAUGUAAUCAUAUGCACUGCCACAGGGAUUACCUUAUAAUCCUUGCAGUGGUGAGUGGCUUGAUACUCUCAACAACACUAGCAGUUGUUGUCUGGCUUCUUGUAUUUAAGCGAGGCAAAAAGAGAAGACGGUCUAGAAAACUAUCUGAUCCUGCCACUUCACUUCCAUCAUGGAAAGUCUAUACCAAAGAGGAACUAAGGUCAAUUACGAAAAAUUUCAGUGAAGGAAACCGUCUUGCUGGGGAUACAAAGACUGGUGGUACGUACAGUGGGGUCCAACCUGAUGGCUCAAAGGUUGCUGUUAAGAGAAUAAAGAGGUCAAGCUUUCAGAGGAAAAAGGAGUUCAAUUCUGCAAUUGGCAGGGUUGCCAGGCUUCGACAUCCAAAUCUGGUGGCCGUGAUGGGGUGCUGCUAUGAUCAUGGUGACCGCUAUAUUGUUUACGAGUUUGUAGCUAAUGGGCCUUUAGAUAAAUGGCUACAUCACAUACCAAGGGGAGGUCGCAGCUUAGAUUGGGCUAUGAGGAUGCAAAUUGCAACUACGCUUGCUCAAGGAAUAGCGUUUCUACAUGACAAAGUUAAGCCACAAGUUGUUCACCGAGAUAUACGAGCUAGUAAUGUGCUGCUGGACGAGGAGUUUGGAGCGCAUCUUAUGGGUGUUGGCUUGUCCAAGUUUGUGCCAUAUGAAGUAAUGCAUGAGAGGACUGUCAUGGCAGGUGGAACCUAUGGAUAUCUUGCUCCGGAGUUCGUCUACAGAAACGAGCUUACAACAAAGAGUGACGUCUAUAGUUUUGGUGUCCUACUACUUGAAAUAGUAAGCGGACGUAGACCAGCACAAGCAGUUGAUUCUGUGGGUUGGCAGAGUAUAUUCGAAUGGGCUACACCUCUUGUUCAAGCUCACCGCUACCCUGAACUCUUGGAUCCUUAUAUAUCUUCCUCGUCUACUAGUAUCAUCCCUGAGACUAGCGCUAUCCAAAAGGUUGUUGACCUUGUUUAUUCAUGCACGCAGCAUGUCCCUUCUAUGCGGCCUAGAAUGUCACAUGUUGUUCAUCAGCUGCAACAGUUUGCCCAGCCACCUGCAAAAUAA
Molecule: messenger RNA, 1656 nt
Organism: Lathyrus sativus (Indian pea)
Lineage: Eukaryota; Viridiplantae; Streptophyta; Magnoliopsida; Fabales; Fabaceae
Source: the annotation of a GenBank genome assembly